Molecule: messenger RNA, 604 nt
Organism: Cotesia glomerata
Lineage: Eukaryota; Metazoa; Arthropoda; Insecta; Hymenoptera; Braconidae
Product: 40S ribosomal protein S16-like
Exons: 5
Coding region: 91-546 (151 amino acids)
Biological process (GO): translation; maturation of SSU-rRNA from tricistronic rRNA transcript (SSU-rRNA, 5.8S rRNA, LSU-rRNA)
Cellular component (GO): cytosolic small ribosomal subunit; ribosome
Molecular function (GO): structural constituent of ribosome; RNA binding
Source: RefSeq, a predicted model, not a curated record
UUUAAUUUCAACUUGAUAGUUAAGAGAGCAGCACCAGCAGGAGUUUAAUGGGACCACGCUGUCUUUGAUUUUCAACCUUUUCUUUUCAUCAUGGCAACAAAAAUGCAGAAGCCCAAGAUAGUAAUCCCAUCGGUUCAAGUUUUUGGUCGCAAGAAAACUGCAACGGCCGUAGCCUACUGCAAACGUGGUAAAGGUCUUAUCCGCGUUAAUGGCAGACCGUUGGAGAAUGUUGAGCCAGCUGCACUUCAAUAUAAAUUGCAAGAACCAAUCCUCAUUCUUGGCAAGGAAAAGUUCGCAGGCGUUGACAUGCGUGUACGUGUAAACGGUGGUGGUCACAUUGCACAGAUUUAUGCCAUCAGACAAGCUAUCGCUAAAGCACUUGUUGCUUACUACCAAAAAUAUGUCGACGAAGCAAGUAAAAAGGAGAUAAAGGAGAUGCUUAUCCAGUACGACCGUACAUUACUUGUUGCUGACCCCAGACGCUGCGAGCCCAAGAAAUUCGGUGGUCCAGGUGCCAGAGCACGUUACCAAAAGUCUUACCGUUAAGCUUUAUUAUUAUACAAUAUACUUAUAUGUAAAAAUAAAAUAACGGAGAGAUAAACUA